AAUUGUGAUAAAUAAAUAGCUCAUUUAAAAUGUCGCAAGUAAUACGUUUACAAUUUUACGACAUAAACGGCGAUUCAGUUCAUGAUCAAGUACUAAAUCUGUUAGAUUAUUUAAAUGAAUUAAAAUCUGUAGAAAAUAAUGAUAACAGAGAUGAUGUUGUAAACAAUAAUAACAAUAAUGAUAAUAAUAAUAUCCAAUUAUUUGUUGCGACUCAAUUAUCUAAAGAAACUGAAGAACAAUUAACUUAUAAUCGUCUAACUGAUUUUAAUGUCGAUCAAUUAUUUCCAUUAUCUGUUGGAUCAUUUUUGUUAGUAAACGAUAAAGAAUUACUAAACAUUCAAACUUUACAUAUCAUCGCUUAUGAAAAUAAAUAUUUACGGUAUUAUUCAACUACUUAUUUAGGGUAUAUCUUAAAUAUAGUAUUGGAUCUUUUUCAUUCAUUGGAAGACAUUAGCACACAUAUGAUUGGUGAAUAUAUUUCAACAUUAGAAAUUUAUUUGAAAAAUAAAUAUAGAGCUAUUGAUGCAUAUUUACCCGUAUCUAUGAGAUUAAUUGAAACGUCAAAUUUAAUUAAAUGUUUUGAUAAAGAUAAAUAUUUUGUACGUUUAGUUUAAUGUUAAUUAUUUUAAAAAAUAAUUUAUUUAUAAAAAAUUUUUUAAACUGAACGUAUAGUACUAGUCAAAAAACUCAAUUAACCAAGCUGAGCAUCCGCUGCUUUCGUAUAAAUUUAAGUCGAUAAUCUGUUUGUUUUUAAGGAAAAACUUGAAUUUAUUAUAAAGUUAGAAAGUAUCAAGAUUGGCUACUUAGGAAUUUUAAAUCUGUACAGAGAACUUUUUAAAUUAAAAAAUACCGUGACAUUUGUGGUACCCAAUUCUAGUAGGAUUAAAUUAAAUUAUACUUUUAUCUAAGGUAAAAGACCCAGUAUCUGAUCAGGGAACUAGUAUUCGAUCACACGUAUUUGUAAAUCUAUAUCUACUAAAUUUGACUAAAUAUAGAUGUACGAAUACAUGAAGUGAUCGAGUAAUUCCCUAAUCGGGUACUAGACCUCCAACCUUACUUGUUCUUAUUCAAAAACAAAUAAAAAAUUAUAAUUGAGAUUAUUUU
Molecule: messenger RNA, 1104 nt
Organism: Microplitis demolitor
Lineage: Eukaryota; Metazoa; Arthropoda; Insecta; Hymenoptera; Braconidae
Exons: 1
Coding region: 30-614 (194 amino acids)
Source: RefSeq, marked provisional